This is a messenger RNA of Numida meleagris (helmeted guineafowl), 3386 nucleotides long. It is a transcript of the gene SLC38A9, whose product is annotated as solute carrier family 38 member 9. Gene Ontology annotation, molecular function: amino acid transmembrane transporter activity. The transcript is spliced from 15 exons. Lineage: Eukaryota; Metazoa; Chordata; Aves; Galliformes; Numididae. Gene Ontology annotation, biological process: amino acid transmembrane transport. The record is from RefSeq and is a predicted model, not a curated record. The coding region runs from base 194 to 1873 and encodes 559 amino acids.
CAUCUCCGCCUCCAGCAGCCCCAGCCCCGGCCCCGGCCGGCAGCGCGCUGCGGCGCCGCGCGGCUCGCUGGGAAGCGUAGUCCCGGGCUCGGCGCGUGGGGUCGCUUCCUGUUGUCGGCGCAGGGCGCUGCCGGAGCCGCGCUGCCGCAGAAUAACUAUCAGAAUCUAGAAGAAGGAAGCAUAUACAUCAGAUAUGGAGGAGGAUACCAAGCCUCUCUUGAUUCCUGUGGGAGGUGAUGAAAGUAAUUAUGGAAUCAUGAAUAUACAGUUUAGUCCAGAAGAUUUUAAAUGCAAAAGACCUUUUCACGUGGAGCCUACAAACAUAGUCAGCGCCAAUGAUGACAUGCAAAGAGUCACUGACGAAGCUUCAGCAAUGAAUAAGCGGAUUCAUUACUAUAGCAGGCUCACAUCUCCUGCAGACAAGGCACUGGUUGCUCCUGAUCAUGUACUUCCAGCUCCUGAUGAAAUCUACGUAUAUAGUCCAUUAGGAACUGCUUUUAAGGUUGACAGUUGCACAGAUGGCUAUGGUAAAAACUCCAGUAUAGUGACAAUAUUUGUAAUAUGGAAUACAAUGAUGGGUACAUCUAUAUUAAGUAUCCCCUGGGGAAUAAAACAGGCAGGAUUUACUUCUGGGAUCAUUCUCAUCAUACUGAUGGGCAUUUUGACACUUUAUUGCUGUUACAGAGUUGUGAAAUCACGGAAAAUGAUACCUUUAACAGAUACCUCAAACUGGGAAUUCCCAGAUGUUUGCAAGUAUUAUUUUGGAUCUUUUGGUCAAUGGUCAAGCCUCUUAUUUUCUAUGGUAUCUCUUGUUGGAGCCAUGGUUGUUUAUUGGGUGCUUAUGUCCAACUUUCUUUUCAACACAGGAAAGUUUAUAUACAACUUUGUUCAUGAUAUCAAUGUAACGGAUAUCGUUCCAGGCACAAAUGGAAGUAACAAAGUCAUUUGUCCAAAUGCUGCUAGUGAUCACCCACCACAGAACAGGAGUGUGAUGUUCUCUUCUGGCAACAGUACAGGUUUUCAGCUCUUCGAGGAGUGGUGGAGCAAAUCACAAACAGUACCGUUUUACUUGAUUGCUGUUCUUCUGCCCCUGCUAAAUCUGAAGUCUCCAUCCUUUUUUGCAAAGUUUAAUGUCCUAGGUACAGUUUCAGUUAUCUACUUAGUUCUUCUGGUUACCGUAAAGGCUGCUCAGCUGGGAAUCCACUUAGAAUUCAACUUGUUUAUAGAGAAUGAAUUUUUUGUACCAGAAUUUAGAGUUCUGUUCCCGCAGCUCACAGGGGUUCUAACACUUGCCUUCUUCAUCCACAAUUGUGUCAUCACUCUUCUUCAAAAUAACAAGAAUCAAGAAAACAACGUGAGAGACCUCUCCAUUGCUUACUUCCUGGUGGGAUUAACAUAUCUGUAUGUUGGAGUGAUAAUUUUUGCAUCUUUUCCUUCACCACCACUAUCCAAAGAAUGUAUUGAGCAGAAUUUUCUAGAUAACUUUCCCAGCAACGACAUCAUGUCUUUUAUUGCAAGAAUAUUUCUGCUGUUCCAGAUGAUUACUGUAUACCCACUGUUGGGCUAUCUGGCACGGGUUCAGCUUUUGAGACAGGUUUUUGGAAAUGCUUACCCAAGUGUUUUCCAUGUGCUUGUUCUGAACGUAGCAAUUGUAGGAGCUGGAGUAGCAAUGGCAAGAUUUUAUCCGAAUAUCGGAGGUAUCAUAAGAUACUCUGGAGCAACGUGUGGUCUGGCCUUUGUGUUUGUGUAUCCGUCGCUCAUCUACUUGAUCUCCCUUCGUCGUGCUGGGCAGCUGACGUGGCCAGCAUUGAUCAUUCACAUCUUUAUAAUCCUCCUUGGACUGGCUAAUCUGAUUGCACAAUUCCUAUUAUGAAAACCCCCUUCUCCGUGUGGCUGUCACAAGUGGUACUGUGACAUUUGGCCACAGCCUUGAGCAACAUUAUCACACAUGAUAAUGCAAUCUUCUUGAGAAAAUCUGCACCUUUGAAAUGAAUUCAAAACAUGUCUUUCAGGCACUUGAAAGGAAACCUGUUUUGUUCCACUAAAAACACAAUUUUGAGAUAAGUGAAGUAGUUCACAUAUCAGUGGGGUAGUUCUGCUGUUGCUGAAUGUACAUCAAGGGUUAAUGAAGCUUAAAUAUUUUAAUUUUUUACAGCUCACUUCUCAAAACACUCUGCUUUCAACUUUAAGUUGUAGAACUCCUCUUUCCUCUAAGAGGACUGUUCUUACCUUUAAUCUAAACAUGCUUUUACAAUAUUGUAGCACUAGCUGUUUGAAAUGUUCUUCUGUUGUAAUUGUUUUACUGUUUUGUUUGGAAAAUGAAUAAAUUAUUUUCUUCCUUUUUUUUUUUUUUUUAAGAAAGGUUCGUUUAUAGUCAUUUGGGUCAAAAUGAGCUCUUAAUUUUGAAUAUGCUAUUAAAUUGUUUUGGCAACAUUCUUCCUGUAAAAAAUUCCAACUACAAGAAACAAUAAACUCAUAUCCCAGUGUUUUACUCAGAACCAAUAUGUACACAAGCUGUUUGUGAUCUUAAAAUGAAAAAUGUCAGGAGGAUUAAAAAAAAAUAGAACAAGACUCAAAAUCAGAAUUCCAGGCUUGACCUCACAUCAACUCUUUUAACUAAGUGAAGUUGUCUUGUCAGGAGUUGUUAUGUGGUUCUGUGGAUGCAGUAUGCUUUGCAGGCUUGUUUCUUACUCCUUCAGAGGGUCUUAAUCUAGUGAUCUCUCACUGUGCUCUUCAGUGACAUUCUAGAUGUUUCAGUCCUGAACAGAGACAUUACAGGCGAAGCUAGCAUACUUCCAAGUUGUGCACUAAAGGAAGUAAUUCCUGUUUUAGGUGAUUCUUAAAAGAAACUGGAAGAAUCUGGGAAGGGUGGUGGGGUUUUGUUGUUGUUAUUACUGUUGAUUUUGUUUUGUUUUUAACAUCUUGUUUACCAACCAAGAGAGUGUACAUGUGUAUGUACACACCUUCCUUUACCUGAGAGUCUGAGUCCUGACUGAAAGUAUGUGUUUAUUAGGUUGGUGAAAAUUAGUGGCAGGAGAGGGAGUAAAAACUUCUCUUUGUACAGAGUUUCAGUGUAUUAAAAGAGUCAACAAAUGUGGAAUAAUUAGAAGUGUAAGCAAUGCUAAACUCCAUAAGUAAAAAAGGAAAAAGAUUGGAGAGUGAUGCAAUGUUUGUGAAGGAAGGGUUGAGUUGGGGAAGAGAAUUACACUGUAGAAUAAGAGUUCCUAUUUUUAUCAGAAAGACAAUGAAAAUCGUAACCUAGAUAAUCUAGGGAAUAACAUGAAUUUUUGUAGUGAUUAUGCAGAUCCAUUUGUCUAACAUAGACUCUUAAACUCUGUCUUCCAUAAGUGUCCUUUGAUUUGUGUGAAAUACACAUCAUUAUUUCA